GAUCUUGUGUCCUGCAACUAAUGAGCUGAACUUUUUAUCUCUAAUGGUUUUAUCCAAAUAGGUUUUGUUUUUACAUGUGACUUCAUGUUUUCCCUACAUGAGAACAGGUAUCUGUGUAUGAGAAGUUUACCUUUUGAAGAAACUGUCUCCCAAAGCAGUCAUAUCACUUUACAUGCCCCCCAGCAGUGCACAGAGCCCCAGUUCCUCCACAUCCGUCCUUACACUUGGUACGACCCACAUGAUACCCCAUCAUCAACUUACAGGGCAAUGGACGGUUAGAAAAAUUAAGUGACUUGCGCAGCCACCCCAAACCGCCUUCUCAGCAGGCUCAAAGCCCUGGCUCAGAUCUCACCAACUCUGUGCCCUUAGAGUCUCAUUUCCCACCCACGGAUGAGCAAACUGACACCCCACGAGGUCACUGAGGGAGUGACUCUCCGGCCUUCAAGACCUGAGUCUGUUUUGUGUGGCCUGUCCCAAACCAGAUCAGGGACCUCCUCUAGGAUUCCACCCCCUUCCCUUGCCCUCCACCCACCCUUGCCCUACCCCAGGGCAUCAUGCUCUCCCAAACGUGGGGGUCCAGGAAGGCUGGGGGUGUUCCGUUUGACAUCACAGAGCCGGUUGCCACGGGAGACGUGCAGACCCAGGCAGGGGAGAGCCGAGCCCUGCUGCACAGGAGGCCCAGCAGCUCCUCCCCCACCACGCUGGCCCUCCAUGGAAGCCUUGAUGCAGUGAGCUGGGCCCGAGGACAUCCCAGCCACCCCGACACGCCACCCAACAUCUACGAGGGGGGCCUGGGGGCCCAGCAGCAGUGCCCCGGUGCCCAGGGAAGCAAGCCCAAGAACUUCCGGCUGCGUCACCUCCGGGGCCUGGGUCUCUACCUGCCGAGCCACAUGCAGCCCGCCGGCCAGGGUGAGAGCCACUGGCUGGGCCAGCUCAUGGCCAGGGGCUGCCUCCCACCGCCCGAGGGUAUGGCCUGGCCCCUAGACCUGCCACACGGGACUUUGGGCCCAGGGGACAGCCACCGCUCAGUUCUUCUGGAAACUCAAGUGCCCGGGGACAGCCUGGAAAAUCCAGGGCUCUCUUUAUGGAGGACUGCUCCUCCUUUCCUAUUCUGAAGAAUGCCAGGUUCAGGGUGGGGGGUGCGGUGGUCAUAGGAUGGGCUAGCAACCUCCCUUCAGUCCCUCUGAGUGAUUCCUCUCCGUCCACUUUCUUCAGCUUCCAGUUCCAGCGUGGACCCGGCCAAGGGUGCCGCCUCCCAGCCUGGUCCGCCAGAAGGCUUGGGGCUCAGGUCGAAGAGGUCCUGGGGGGCCUCAGAGGAGUCCACAUGUCCCUUGUGCAAGAGAACCCGCUCUGG
Acinonyx jubatus (cheetah) is the source of this 1354-nucleotide messenger RNA. It is a transcript of the gene CE3H16orf90, whose product is annotated as chromosome E3 C16orf90 homolog. Bases 555 to 1115 code for a protein of 186 amino acids. The transcript is spliced from 3 exons. NCBI's taxonomy places the organism in Eukaryota, Metazoa, Chordata, Mammalia, Carnivora, Felidae. The record is from RefSeq and is a predicted model, not a curated record.